UUAACACAACAUAAAAUAUCAGCACACAAGAGUGAACAGAGUUUUGAGUGUCGUAUCUGCGAGAAAACAUUCACACAACGAAAAAGUCUCAAACGUCACUGGAGAUUACAUUCAAGAGGUGGAUUAUUGUUGUGCAACACUUGUGGCAGAGAAAUCAGUCAGUCACAAGAACAAGGACAUCCUAAUCAGAUACUGAGUUUUGAUAAUUUUAAGUGCGAUAAAUGCAACAAACGGUUCCCUGAUAUUCACAGUUUCAAUCAGCACAAGGCCAAAGAGCAAGGUACAUUCUACCAAUGUGAUGUCUGUAAGGAAUUGGAAGCAAGAGAAGCAACUGGUAUUGGUUAUAUCUGUUGUGUCUGUGAUGCAGAGUUUGAAAUUGCAACUGAACUUGAAGAUCAUGCGAAUACACAUGACAAUAUGCUUCCCCAGGCAAGAUAA
Paramuricea clavata is the source of this 438-nucleotide messenger RNA. NCBI's taxonomy places the organism in Eukaryota, Metazoa, Cnidaria, Anthozoa, Malacalcyonacea, Plexauridae. The record is from the annotation of a GenBank genome assembly.